AUGACUAGGAAGUCUAACAAAGACAACCUAGUCGAACAUCCGGAGAUAGACAAGCUUGAGAAGAUACUUAGGAGACAAAAAGCUCAAGAGAUGGCCGAGAACGCAGCUCGUGCAGCUCAUGACACUGAGGUAGCUAGAGCUAACAAAGAAGGAAAAGAUCCACCUCCUCCCUUAAAUCCACAACAUCCUCCUGGGGAUGUUGAUGUGAAACCUCAAGCUAACAUUCAAACGAUCGGAGACUACGACUCUGCGAUGCUUUCUUCACGGAUAGGAAUCCAAUCCAUCCACCACUUCCUGCAAGGAAUGACUAUGAGAUCAAGCCUCAAAUCAUAG
Microthlaspi erraticum is the source of this 333-nucleotide messenger RNA. NCBI's taxonomy places the organism in Eukaryota, Viridiplantae, Streptophyta, Magnoliopsida, Brassicales, Brassicaceae. The record is from the annotation of a GenBank genome assembly.